Molecule: messenger RNA, 297 nt
Organism: Rotaria sp. Silwood2
Lineage: Eukaryota; Metazoa; Rotifera; Eurotatoria; Philodinida; Philodinidae
Source: the annotation of a GenBank genome assembly
AUGUGUGAUAGAUUUAAAAUUAAACUUCAACAAACAACACAUGCAUUUGGUGUGUUAGCCUAUAAUCAUCGAUUGCUUAUUGAUAAUACAACCGAAGAUGAUUUAUUUGCUUUAUUAAAACGAUAUGAUGAACAAAGACAAAUUGUUAAACAACUUGAAAAUCAAUUAAAAAGUGUUACAUUAAAAACAAAAUCACAGAGUCAACAAAUUCAAGAUCAACGACAACGUCGUCUUAAUUCAGCAAAUCGAGCUGCUAGAUUAGUAAGUAGAAAUGCUGUCAUCGUAUUAAAACUUUAA